CAUUCAAAGGGGGAUAACUCUGAAAAAGAUAAACAAAAUCACGUUGGUUGCACGUUUUUUAACAAGGACAUAAUUAUAAGUGUUCGAUGUUGGAGGUUAUAUGUAAUAUGCAUCAUAAUCCUAGUUGAUGAACUUAUGCUGAAUUAGUGAAGGAGGAAUACAGGGAAGGUUUGGACUUAAUCAACAGGACAGGAUAUGACAUCAGACAUCUCCGGAGGAGUCUUCAACAGCACCAAUUUCUACAAGGUAUUUGUGAAGGUCAACCUCUGGUUCUGUACUGUAAAUCAUGAUCCACGUCGACAGUUGGACGCCGGUCAUCAGAUCGACAAAACGUCAAUAUGGCAGGUCGGGAACGAGUAUCUGUCGGAAGCCGUGCAAUAUAUGUUUUCCGCCUCAAAGACGAAGUCUGUGGAUGGUCCAAGCGCUAGUGAUGACGACACUUUCUGUGUGAAGGAACUCGACUCCGUCACUGAACACAGGCUUCCCGUACCCCUACUACUAGCGGUUCUCAUUGCCGCUGUCUGUGUUGUGGUUACGUCAUUGCUUCUUUGUAUUUGUUGGCGACUGAGAAAGAAUCGUUUGAAAUGCAAAACGGAAGUGGUAAUUGAUACCACAAAACAACAAGUUGAGGAUCAAAGUAGUUCCGUUACCACAAAUGACAAUUUACUCACAGAAAAUGACCAAUUACAGACAAAAUGUGAAUUAUAUGACGAGUACCGAACGGGAACAAUCAAAGGGAUACUAUUAGUAUUUCCUUCUUUCAUUUACCCACGGAAAAACGGUGGUUAUUUUAACUCUACUGAUUCUGAUUUAAGUUGGUUCCUGAAAAACAGUGUGGACUAUGUCUUUUCUGAACUUGACAAAUAUUUGCUUGAUAGAGCCUCUCUGAACUCUCCUACAUCCAAUGGCCCAAGUACGUCUUUGGCUGACAGCAUGACGUCACCACGUUUGACAACGCGUAGAGUGGUACCUCGCCUCGUCAAGGGAAGAGGAAGCUCACCAUUGCUAUCCCAGCACGAUCGCAUAGACGAACCGAGCGAAAGGAGGGCGUGGCAGGAAUUCCAGCAGAAAGUCAUUCCACUUGGAAAAUACCCUUAUCACAACGACACUUACCGGAACACUGAUAAGAUUCCAGACGCCAAGGUUCGAAAUCUUAUUCAAUUCUAUAAUGCACAGUGUAUCGUUCGUUUUGAACAAUGGAAUGGAGCAUGUCUACUAGCAAACUACACUCUGGUUCUUCUGGAAAAGGCGAUGAAAACGUUAAAUAUUGAUUCGAGUGGACUGAGUUUUAACAGACUCGAAAUGACUGGAAGCAUAAUGAAAGGCUUGAAGUCUUCUACCGCUGGCCAGUUUGACGUAUUGAUGAUUUUCCAAGGUAGUGGUUUUAAGGUAUCUCGCGCUCUGGAUCAAAUAAGUAGCACUGGUAUACCACCUGGCAAGUUGGUUCUCACGGCUGAAGAAACUCGCGAUCAACCGAACGAUUGUCUUAAAACUUCCAAUAUUGAUAAUUCCAAUUAUCUUUGCGUUUCAUCAGAAGCACUUGUUGGUGUUACAGAAAGUAUGCUUGAUAGAGGAAUACAGAAAUUAUACACCGAGACUCGUUCUCUUAUUGAUAGACUUCCAUUCCGUAUCCAGAGGUCUGCUACUGCGUCUCUAACACUCUCGCUAGAUACAAGAAAUGUAGUUGGUCUGAACCUGCCAGAAAUUAAGAUCCAUAUUAUACCAGCUAUUCCUAUUCAUGCUGGAGGCUGGUACCAGUUAUCGACAGUCUACGCAGUGCCGCCAUGGCAUAUUCAGGAUGUGAAGAGGAAGACGUCCGCUAGGAGUGAAGGAGCUCACCAGACAUGUCCGCAUGACCUCUUGUGGGGUCUGUCUCUGGGUGAGCUCGAACGAGCGUUCUUUAAUGGAGUUGAUAUGAAAAUGAAAACGGCGGGAGUCACGAGCUGCCAUAUCGUCUGCUUAGUGAUCCUGAAGACAUUGUUCACAAGCGUAACACGACGGUCUCUUUUGGACCGAGGCGAAAUUAACUCGUACAUAAUAGAGACGGUAUUGUCAUUUCUUCUGCUGGAAAGUUCACCGAGUGACUGGACUAUAGACAAACUUGCAGAUCGAUUCUCUGAUUCAAUCCACUUCUUACGAUCUGCCAUGGAACACGGAAGGCUGCCAAACUUUUUUCUCCACAAUCCACACCUGUUGAAACAGAUGCCUGCUUUGAAGACAUAUCCCUUCCUGACGAAAGGACGACAGGAGAAUCUCUUUGCCGAAAGUAGGCAAGAUACUACAGAGAAAACUUUCAAGUUUAUGAAUCACAGACUAAAAGAAAUGAAGAUGGAAGACUGUGUCAAUGGAGACUACUCCGAGGAAAUGUGGGAAUACGAAUUCUUUGUGUUCAACUAGACAAAUACGCAAGUGUUUUUGUCGCAACAAUUUCAGUUUAAAUAGAAAUACAUUUUGAAAGAGUUUUGACACCCGAGGCUGUUUUAUCCGAUACUUUGGAUCAACAUAUUUUACCAAAGCAGUAUUGGGAAGUUUUCGUAAGAAAUAUGAUAUUAGCAUGAUGUUUUAAUAAACCAGAGAGUAGCUUCUCUAUAAUUGGACAUUUGCUUACGCUGGCGUAAUUCAUAGAUGUGUUAUAUUGUAUGUUAUACUGAAACAUAACGUAAAGUUUUGAUAUGAAUGUAUUUACGAUUGUGCCAUAUUUAUUUUAAGCUGAAGUUAUGAUACUGCAUUUUUCAAAAAUUUAACCAGGAGAGUUCCGUUAUUUGCGUUGCAAUCAUGUUUUGUGUAUUGUGUAUGCUUAUAACAUUUAAAACAUUUCCAUACUUCGUAUGCGGUCUUUCAUAUUUCCAUAUGUUCUUAUAUCUCAUACAAAUUUCUGUUCCAUGGUUUUAUUAUCAUUUUUUUAUUAUUAUUUUCCCUCUAUUCAGAUAGUAUAACAUUAUUCCAUUAUCAUAGGUAUUUUAUCAUGAAUAUAUUUAAUUUUAGCUGACACUGUCGUUUCGAGAAAAGGGUGACGUACAAGUAUACAUAUGCUUCACAACACUUAACCAACAAAAGUAUCGAUGUUCAUCGGGCCAAGGGAGGUAACUCUGUUGAAAUUAGAAGGAUUUGGCAUGGAAUAGUAGGUACUGUGAUAUAUGGAUGUCCGUUUUCGGUCCAGAUUUAUUUUAAUUCAUUUGAAUGAGGAAUGUUAAUUCUGUAGUAUAUAUAACUAGUCAAAUGUGUGGUGUGACAGAAUUAUAGGGUGGCUGGUUCCACAGCUAGUCUACAGCCCGGUGUAGGAUUACAUUCAGUAUUGUGGCACCUGCUUUCUUAACAUUGCUGGUUCGUAUUUUUAGGACAUAUGAUGUUCACAGGAUAGAUGCAUGGUGUGAUAUUUAUAUUAAGUCUAUAAAAUAAUGUAUACAUUUAAAAAAACGAUAUUCCAUAACUAAUACUGGUGUAUACUUACAAAAAGAUAUCUUAUCUUUUGAUGCUCCAUCACUUAUACACUAUAUUAAAAAGUAUAUUUACAUAUUGUAAUCCAGCAGAUACAUCAUCGCUAUACUUCUGUGUAUUAAACUGAAGUCCAGUAUCAGUGGUGUGAAGAUUUAACAUGACGAGCAUUCAGUAUCCAUUGUUGUUUUGAUACUUAUGUAAAGUAUUUGUACCUGAAGUACAUGUACAUAUAUAUAUAUAUAACAAGGUAAACAAUGGAGGUGUAAUACUGUUCUGUUAUGUCAUAGGAGACCAAACAUUUCGGAAGGAAACAUCCUUUUUGAGAGUCUAAACAUAUUAACACAUUAUCUAUUUGGAUGGUGGUUAAUUACCGGAAAUACUAACGUGUUUGACUUAAGCUAACUCCAAAUAAUUAUGAUGGACUUACAGUAUGCUUCUGUUUGAUUCUCGCCAAGUAGAACUGUACUGUAGAGAAUCUAGAGGAGCGUAAUUUAAUUUUUUUAUUAAACAGAUGAUAAUAAGCCUAUUGGGGUUGUCUCUGAUGAAAUAUAUAUUUGAUGACCAACGUUUGUUAUUGCACGUGUAUGUAAAUACACAUUGCAUGCUAUCAGGCUAUCACGUUCUGUCAUUAAGUAUAAUAAUACGUGAAUAUGUAUUUUUGGUUCGGUAUGUACUGUAAGGAUGGCGAGCAAUUCUGAGGAGACCCGAUGACAUUUUACAGGAGGCAAAAUGGACGGCAUAUUUCGAUUGUGCAUGCCAAGCAGUUGAGAUAUUCACUAGUUUCGUUAAUUUGACUUGAAGCUCAUGGAAAUUCACUAUUUAAUGUUUAACGACACUGGUGAAGCAAUGAAGCUUCAUUUCGUUUUUCAUGACGUUGGUUUCGACUACUACCCAAGGGAAUGAUAUUUCGUGAUAUUUGCCCAGAUUCGUUUCUAGAUGUUUUAUAUAACUCCACAAUGUUAUAGUGAAAGUUUCCCGUGAUAUCUGGAAACAACAUUAAAUUCCUUUGCCUGAAAGAAUGGGAGUGACAACAUUAUCUGUUAUAUUUUUAAAUAGUUAUAUUAAAACAUGAUGCUUUC
This is a messenger RNA of Pecten maximus, 4517 nucleotides long. RefSeq lists its product as uncharacterized. The record is from RefSeq and is a predicted model, not a curated record. Lineage: Eukaryota; Metazoa; Mollusca; Bivalvia; Pectinida; Pectinidae.